GCGCAGUGACAUCACAUGUGUGCGCCGGAAAGAGCCUCGCUUGGUGAGCGGUACCGUUCUGAGGGGAUCUGAGCGGCGUCGGAGGCCUAGCCAUGGCGGCCCCGGGGAUUCCUACUCCCGGGCCCAUGGCGGCAGGAGGCGGCGGCGGGAAGAGCGGGGAAGAACGGCUGAAGGAGAUGGAGGCCGAGAUGGCGCUGUUCGAGCAGGAAGUGCUGGGAGCACCAGUCUCUUUGCCUCCAGUUGCUCCAGUGGUAGAAGCUGUCCCAGUUGCUCUGGCGGUUCCAGCGGUGUCUGCAGUGCCCCCAGUUCCUGUCAUUCGCCCCAUCAUUGCCACCAACACCUACCAACAGGUCCAGCAAAGUCUGGAAGCUCGAGCAGCAGCUGCAGCCACAGUAGUAACACCAAUUGUGGCUCCUCCAGUGCCAUUUGUGGGCCCAGCUGUUCCUCCACAACGGCCUCCUAUCCUCCGCCCAACCUUUGUGCCUCAUGUUCUACAGAGAUCUGGUGGUCCUCGGCCCAUGUCAAUGCGUCCUCCUCCUCAUCACCAGUCCAUGGUAGGCCCUCCCAUGCCAGGUCCCCAAGGCCCACCAAUGUUAAUGGGGCCACCAAUGCAGAGAGCACCUGGCCCACCCUUAGGGGGCAUAGGACCUAUGAGACCUGGUCCUCCUGUUGGGCCAGGGAUUCCUGUUGGCCCUUUGGCUCCAUUGGUGCCUGUUCCUCGACCUGUGGUGGCCCCUCCAAAAGUGAACCCCACUGUCAUACAAGCUGCUCCUACUGUUUAUUCUGCCCCACCAGUGAAGAAGCAAGAGGAAGAGCACCGAGAGCCCCCACCACCUGUGGUGGAGGAGAAGGAACCCAUUGGGCCAGAGGAACCAGUGAUUGGUCCAAGCAUGCCAGAAGUGGAGCCCGUCCCGGUGGUAGAUGUGCGGAGCCUUCCCCCUCUUCGUGGGCAUGACUUGGUGCCUGCACGAGGGAAGCGGCCCAGAGGAACUGACACAGGAUUUGUACCUGUUGAGCCUGUAGUAGAGAGUACACCAGAAGACAAGAAGAAAACAAAACAGGAAAAGCUGAAGCGCUGUAUUCGCACUGCUGCUGGGACAUGCUGGGAAGAUCCCAGCCUACUUGAAUGGGAUCCUGAUGAUUUUCGAAUCUUUUGUGGGGACCUGGGCAACGAAGUGAAUGACGACAUCCUUGCACGCGCCUUCAGCCGCUACCCAUCCUUUCUGAAGGCCAAGGUCAUUCGGGACAAACGCACUGGCAAGACAAAAGGAUAUGGUUUUGUCAGCUUCAAAGAUCCAAAUGACUAUGUCCGGGCCAUGCGUGAGAUGAAUGGAAAGUAUGUUGGAAGUCGACCUAUCAAAUUACGUAAAAGCAUGUGGAAGGAUCGUAACAUUGAUAUCGUGCGCAAAAAACAGAAGGAGAAGAAAAAACUGGGACUGAGGUAACCAAGUGGAGAUGGUGGCAUCUAUUUUUCUUCCGCUUCCCAAUAUUGCCAAUAUCUGGCAUCUCUGAAGACGUUUAGCCUCGCCCUCUGCUGGGAAGGAUGAACAUCAUGGGGAAACUGCCAACUGAAGAUUGGAGGCCUCUUGUUGCCUUCCAGUCUGAGGCCUUCCGUGUACUGGAAAACCUGUGUGGUCACAUGUGUCUCCCAAGAUCUCUAUAGACUUAAUAGUGGCUUUCAAGGCUCACUGUGAAAGAGCUGCACAACCAGUAGUCACUUCUGAGAAUAUUUUUCAGUGAUCAACAAUUUCUGCAGACAACAAUGUUGUAAACAAAUAAAUAUGUGUGUAGCUUUUUACUUA
Messenger RNA from Anolis carolinensis (green anole), 1802 nucleotides. RefSeq names its product RNA binding motif protein 42 (gene rbm42). The transcript is spliced from 10 exons. Gene Ontology annotation, molecular function: mRNA binding. The record is from RefSeq and is a predicted model, not a curated record. The coding region runs from base 93 to 1445 and encodes 450 amino acids. NCBI's taxonomy places the organism in Eukaryota, Metazoa, Chordata, Lepidosauria, Squamata, Anolidae.